This is a messenger RNA of Oreochromis aureus, 852 nucleotides long. RefSeq lists its product as uncharacterized. Lineage: Eukaryota; Metazoa; Chordata; Actinopteri; Cichliformes; Cichlidae. The record is from RefSeq and is a predicted model, not a curated record. Gene Ontology annotation, molecular function: nucleic acid binding. The coding region runs from base 52 to 852 and encodes 266 amino acids. The transcript has 4 exons.
AUAACUGAUGACAUCAGAGCUACAAUAGUGGACCAUGUCAUCAACCAUGGGAUGACCCUGAGGGAAGCUGGCCAACGGGUUCAGCCUAAACUGAGCCACUACACUGUGGCAGGCAUCAUUAGGACAUUUCGAAAUGAGAAUCGAAUUGCUAGACGUCCAGAUGUUGGGGGCAGAGGCAGAAUGUUCACUCCAGAGCAAGAGACCCAUAUAGUGAACAUGGUGAUUGCCAAUAAUGCAAUAAGACUGCGCGAAAUACAGCAGCGCAUAAUUGAUAAUGACACCAUCUUUCAAAAUAUACACAGUGCAAGCAUUUCUGCACUGAGUCGUGUACUUGCGCGCCACAGAAUAAGAAUGAAGCAAAUUCCUUUCGAGAGAAACACAGAACGUGUAAAGCAACUGCGAUAUGACUAUGUGCAGAGAGUGAUGGAACUAGAAGCAGAUGCAAUGGGACAUGAGCUACUUUUUGUGGAUGAGGCCGGUUUCAACCUCAGUAAAACCAGGAGACGUGGCAGGAACAUUAUUGGACACCGUGCCAUCAUCAAUGUCCCAGGACAACGUGGUGGUAACAUAACCAUGUGUGCAGCUAUAAGCCAAAAUGGUGUUGUUCACCAUCAUAGACCAGAGCAGACCCGAUAUGUCAUCAUAUGGGACAAUGUUAGUUUCCAUAGGGCUGCUUUGGUCUGCAACUGGUUUACAGACCACCCAUCCUUCAUGGCACUCAACCUCCCUCCAUACUCUCCAUUCUUAAAUCCCAUCGAGGAGUUCUUCUCUGCCUGGUACUGGAAAGUGUACGACCGUCAUCCUCAUCAACAGGCUUUUACAGGCAAUGGAGGAGGCAUGUGGAGAUAUUGA